This is a messenger RNA of Notolabrus celidotus (New Zealand spotty), 2144 nucleotides long. It is a transcript of the gene palmdb, whose product is annotated as palmdelphin b. The record is from RefSeq and is a predicted model, not a curated record. Lineage: Eukaryota; Metazoa; Chordata; Actinopteri; Labriformes; Labridae. Gene Ontology annotation, biological process: regulation of cell shape. The coding region runs from base 128 to 1906 and encodes 592 amino acids. Gene Ontology annotation, cellular component: membrane; cytoplasm. The transcript is spliced from 8 exons.
CUCUCUCAGCCUACACAGCUUCCCAACACAACCUCAGGCUCAGUAAUGUUGGAUACGCCGCAAGAGUGAGCUCUACCUUCCACACACGCUCGGCUAUCACCUGCUUGAGGACACAUACUCGGCUAUCAUGGAGGAGGCUGACUUGCUGAAGGAGAGGCUCCAGGCUAUCACGGACAAAAGAAGAAUCCAGGAGAACAUCAACAUGAAACGGAGACAGAUUGAAGAGGAGAAGUUAAAACUACAGUACAUAAAGAAAAAAGCCCUGAGGGAGCAGUGGCUGAUGGAUGGUCUGAGUCAGCAGUCGGAGGAGGAACAGGCAGCCCUGAAGCUUCAAGCUCAGGACGAGCAGCAGCAGAGCGAACAGCUGCAGAGCAACAUCCUCAGUAUAGAGAAGGAGAUUGAGGCCUUGGAAACACAGGAGCUCAAUAUCUCUGCCAAUGAGGAAGUAGUUCUGAAGCGGUUAAAAGAGGUGGAGAGGACGACUGAGGACAUUAUUAAGGAGAUCAAUGCAGACUUCGAUGCAGAUUCAACAAAUCAUGCCAUAAUGCCACACCAAGAUGUCUCAUCAUUCAUCCCUCUUAGACCAAAGAAAGCCUCUUGUGUUCAGGAGGCAGGUUGUGAAGAGCCAAAGAAAGCUACGUUUGCGAUGGAAAUAAGUGUGGAGCAUGAUAAAAGAACUGGAAAAAGUCAGGUGGUCUCUACAACAACAAUCACCCCAGAAACCAUUGAAGAGAGGGGCUUGAAAGUGUACGAUGAUGGGCGCAAGUCCGUGUAUGCACUGCACCCAGAUGGGAGCCAAAGACUUAAUAAAGCUGUUGGAGAAAUGACAUCCAAGGAGGUGGAUGAGCUGCUGCAUAAGGCUACUGAUAAGGAUGUGCCAACUGAGGUGCAGUACCAUCUACCUGUUUACUCUGUGCCCUACACAGGGAACAGCAGGCCUUCAACACCUGGGACUCCUUUUAAAACACAGAGGCUUACCCCUUCAACCAGCCCCAGUCCUUUGCCCAAAAAUGAAACUCAAAUCCUUAAAGAGGAACACCAGAGAAGCCAAGACCCACAGGGAUGGAAAAACCCCAGCAAAACACCAAGCCCCAGCCUCGUCCAACAAGACUCCAUGCCAAAAGACCUUCAGAGUUCUGAAGAAGCCACGCUGGCCCAUUUCAACCAUCAAUCCAACAAUGAUAGUCAUUUAAGCUCAAAUGCUCAUUUUGAUGCCAAAUCUCCUCAAGGACUGACCAUAAGCAAGACAGAUACCAGCAGUCCAAACCCGGCAACUCUAGUCUCAGUCAGAGCGAGGUCUGAAGGAAUGCCACCACUCAUACAGCCGGUCUACAGGGCUGUUGAUAACCGUAGUCCUUCACUUGCCAGGCACAGGUUUGAAGCUGAUCCUGAUGCCUUAAGAGAGAGCCCAGGUGAUUUCAACAGAUACUCACCUUUUAGUGCAGAGAGUAUCUCUUCUGUAAAUCUGGUCAACACCAUGCCAGAAGAGCUGGAUUCCCAACCCAUCACAAUGAUCUUCAUGGGCUAUGAGAAUGCUGAAGAUGAAGAGGGAGAAGACAUCCAGGCUGAGCUGGUGGUUAUAGGCAACAGUGAUGAUGAGGCUGAAGAUGAUGGGAUCCAGUAUGUCAUAAAGGAAAAUGACGGGGAGGAGUGUCUCUCAUACCAUCCAGAGGGAUGCAAGAGCAAAGUCUUUCAACCCAAAGUAGGUAUGGCCAAGGAAACAGACAACAGAGCGACUACUGAGGACACCUACACAAACAAGGAUGAUUCAGGGCUUCACAAGCCAACUUUUAUCCACAAGCCUGGAAAGAAUAGUCCGUACCUGCAGGGACAAGGAGUGGAUGGAUCUGCUAACACAGGCAACAUUAAUAUGGAGAAGAUGAAGCUCUGCUCAACGGGAAGAUAGGACAAAACUGUACUUAUUGCUGAGAGACAGUCAUUGAGAAAGGAAUGUAAGAAUAGAAUUUAACUCUUUUUCUAGUUCUUCACCAUGUAUACCCAUGGUUCAUAAGUUUGAACGUAACGUGUGUAAUUGCCUAGCCUACUGCAAAUCCAUCAUUCUGCCAUGAAUGUAUGAAUGCAUAUUGUGUGAAAGAUGCCAACAACUCAUACCAUUUGGAGUAGAAAUCCAAAACAGUCUGAAA